AUGACGAAGAAACGUCAUUCUGAGCCUCAAAAAACAACAACUACAAGAAAGCAGUCGCAAGAGGAUCCUGUAGGUGGAUUGAAGGUACGAAGUGUCUGUGAGCUAUUUGUUGUUUUUUCUGUUCGCUAUUAAGUUGCUUCCCUUUGUAGCGAGUUUCACCUGCAUUACAUCUUUUUUUUUCCUUUUUUUCCGAAGUUCACAGAUGCUUCAUUGCAACUUGAUUAAUUGAAGAGGAAAAAAAAACGUUUCUCUGUUUCAGCUGACACUCGAGAAGCUCUCAGAUGAGGUCAAGAACCUAGGAUUAGUUCUUGGAAUUUCCACGGAAACUCAAAAACCUGAUCAGUCGAACGCGAAAAGCAAAGAAGAAAGUACUUCGGGCAAAAACGAUUUUGCAGUAAUUUCCAUGUUGUAAUUUUUAUUAUAAUACUUUCCAUUCAGCGGCCUGAAAUGAGUCAGGAAGACAAGCAAGAGCAAAGAAAAGCGAAGGCUGCUGAGAAAAAAGCUCGAGGUUCGGAGAUUUGACUUUUUAAAGUUGAAGUUGCUCUUUUAGCCGAAGCAGCAGCUGCCAAAAAAGCUCAAAAUGCCCCUCAAGUCGCCGCGCCGAAAAAUAAGAAGGAAAACCCAGAGGCGGCGAAAUCUGACAAUCAAAAGGAUGAAACGCCGCCGAAAGAAGUGAUAAAAACUGAAAAAGCGGAAAAUCCGCCGACCGAAAACAUGGAAGAAGAACCUAAAGAGAAGGUUAGUUAUAAUGUAUGAGCAACUAAGAAUUUGUUUUUAGGCGGUUCGUUCUGUUUUGAAACACGGCGGCUCAGGCCAAAAUAAUGGAAAAGGCGUCCAUUUUGGUGAGUUUUCGAGGAAAAGAACAAGAAUUAUUGAUCUGAGUUCAGAUUUGAACGUCUUGACAAAAACCGAAUCGGAGGAGUCAUUGGCGACGACGCUCCCCGAACCUCCAGGUAGGUAACUUCUGGUUUAAAAAAACUUUUUUUGGUAUUAGUAUGAAUUGAAAAAAAGUCGAUAUUUUUUUCAAUGAAUAAUUGAGUUUUUUUACAAAAAGUAAAAUGAACUGAAAAAGAAAAAUUUUUCAAAAAAAAACUCAGAUGACGGUAAGAAGUCCCUAAACUCAAAAAGUUUUUGAAAAAAAGUUUUUUUAAUUUUCGUAGAAAUUGAAGAAGGUUUAGAUUUCAAAAAGAACUUUUUAAACUUUGGUUAUAUUUAUAAACAGAAAAAAAUUCAAAUCACGUUUUUUUCGGGAAAAAAAUCUAGACCUCAUGAAAUAAUUAUAAGGCAAACUCAACUUCUUUGAGCAUUUUCUAUGCCUCCCACUCUGCAAACUUCGUCGUUUUUGAGGAUUUUGAAGAAAUAUCUGAUCAGAAAUCUUUGAUAGGAUAUUUAAAAAAACGCAGAAGAUUUCCGGGACCAAUUUAACAUUUCAAAAGCUUUUUUUAUGAAGAUGUUUUUUCAAGAUAGAAAAAAUAGAUGAAGAGUCAAGGAAGGAAUUUUCAGUUUUGCCGAUGGAAGAUGCUUCUUCUAUCGCACAUAUACAUCCUGCUUUCCUGACGAUAAGUGCACGAUGUGAACGGGAACUGGUAGAUGAUCUUGAACAGCUUUGCAAGGAGUUCAUCGGGGCCUUCAGAGAGGUUUUUCAGUUUGUUUUACUUGGGACUCUCUGUGUAUCUGAAUGUCAUCACAAAAAUGAUGAUUGAAUGAUUUUUUUGCUUUAAUCAAAACGAACUUUUUGCUGCAGUAAAUAAAACGUAAAAAUAGUUAGAUUGAAAGAAUUCCAAGUGCCUCAAAAGUUUUGCGGAUUUGAACCUUAACCUAGAAGUGCAGGCUGAGUUUUUUUUUUUCGGUAUUAAAUUAAAAUUUAGAAUUUUUUUCUUUGAGGUUGAGUAUUAUGAAAAUUUUUGAGAAAAAAAAAUUUUUUUCAUUCAAAUAAUAUUUCGGUUACCGUAUCUAAAUCUUGGCAAGUACUGUAGUUUUCCAGUACCUGCAAGAAUGGGCGGCGGCUCGUCUGCGGGAAGGAUCCGAUCCGAAAACUGUCGGCCACGACCUCGACCUUGCGAUUCGUCCUCAACUCGCCCAUUUAACUCAAUUUGGUAAGAGUAUUUUCUUGCAAGAAAAAGAAAAAAGCCUUUUCAGAUUAAGGGAAUUUCGAAAUCAUCCUUCCAUCUCAAAUAUUUCUAUAGUUCAUCUUAAAAAGAAAUUUCCAGGCCGUUGGCCCCUCCCGUACGCUCUUGGCAACAUCGUGAGGCAAUUGAAGAAGGAAAUUUUGAAAAUGGACGGCUCCAGAACUUCUUUCUUCAAUGGGGAAAAGGUUUGAAAAGAACUCGAAAUUGAGGAAAUUGAUGAAAUUGAAUUAUGAUGUCAAUUUUAUGGAAAAAAUGAAGAAUGUUUUCAGGAUCCCACAAUGGCGCAGAUUCAAGUCCUAGACGAGUGGCUGGAAGACACUUCUAGGGUGAGUUUCGAGAAGAAAAAUAAUCCAUCAGGGGCCUUUUUUGUUUUUUACAAUUUGGUAUGAGAAUUUAUGUUGGUUUUUUUCACAAACUUUUUUCUCUAACGUCUGUAAUUCCGUGCUAAAAAUGAUUCCACAAAAUAGCCGUCAGACGGUGAAAAAGAUAACUGAAUUUUGUAGAGUCAGAGAUUAUUUUGAAUUUCACGAAAUUUCCCCUUUGGAAACGCCGAGAACAAACCUCUGAGAUUUUUUUUUUCAAGUUCUAAAUUCUAACAUCUUUUUAAAAAGUUUCUUUCAGACCAAUUUCAAUUUGGCCUACGACGCGAUCGCUCUCCACUUGAAUCCGAAAAUAAAGAACGUCCACAGCGUGAUGACCUAUGAUUGGUUGGUUCCCAAUUUUUUCUUUCUUUAUCAGAAAAUAAUUUGUAAUCAAAGUCAAGUAUUACAUUUUUUAGAAAGGUUAAACUCUAAAAUUUUGUGUUACUUUCCAGGUGUCCGGUAGUGAAUCACGUUCUUUUGGCCUCUCUGAAUUCUUAUCCGAAGCUCGGCGUUUGUAUCGUCGAUUCUGAGCUCAACGGAAGAGGUUUUCUUUUUUUUAUACCUUUGUGAAAAAUUCCAAAAUUUAUCUAAAUUUUGAUUUGAAGAUAAUAUUUCAUAGGAAAAUUCACUUUCUUGGGAACGCCAAACCGGUCUUUAGAUGGGCAACCUUAGGGGCACUUAGAGGGUUAUCUCUAGGGAUCACCUUACCUUCCCCUAAGGGAGCAUUAAAUUUUGCAAAAGUGGCCACUAUAGGGGAGCAUACAAGUCGUUUUUUCAUGAACUCUAUAAAAAGAAGCGUUUCAAUGAGAAAAAAAAUAAUAAAUUAGCGUUUUUUAAAUGAAAAUAUCAACAGAGCGUCAAUUAAUCAAGUUUUAUUUAAUACAUAUUUUUAAUUUUCGAAAAAUGGGGCUACCUAAGCUUUUAGGGACCGCCUUACCCCUCUAGGGAGCACUAUUUUGUCACUCAAUAAGGAGAUUUUUCUAUUUCUUAAUCCUUUAAGUGAUCUCUUCGGAUUUCCUAGGUUGUUUUGACAAGAUCUUCCGAACAUUUUCAGUUCAAAAGUUAGUUUUUAGGCAUUCGACACGUUAACUCAUUGAUUGAAAAUGGCUAUAGGUGUCAGUACACCGACCUCAAAUCGGUCGGAUACGCAAUUUCAAAGGUUUCUCCUCAAUCAUCUGGGUUUUAUGGAAGAAAGUUCAGAGUUCGAUGGUAGUUCUCGGUUGUUCAGCUGUCCUGUCCAAUGGAUGUGUGGCGGCGACAAAAGGAGCCUUACAAGUAAUUUCCGAAUUUGAGGAACUUUGGAAAAUAAAAUUGGUAUAGAUUGCCUUGGCGGCAAAAGCAUUCAACGUCCCUCUUCUCGUGGCUUCGCAAACCUUCAAAUUCGUUGAUAAGGUGAUUUUCGAGGGAUCUUUCUAUCAAAAAUACUUUAUUUUUGAGUGCAGAAAAAAAGAAUGCUGCGCUUUAUUAAUUUGUGACUUUUUUUUAAAGUUUUAUCAUAACUUCAGUGAUUAGAAGUUUUAAAUAACCAGAUUCAUGAUUCAAAACCAAAGUGCAAAAAGAGGCAAAAUUUCGACCUUUUCUCAAGCUGCAACGCAGUCCCAGGACCGUUAAGGUGCAGCUCUGCAAAAAAAACUCCUUCAUAUCGUCUUUUCUAAUAUUUCUUCUAGGUUCAAUCCUACGCGAGAACGGCCCUUCUGAGCCGCGACGCCGUCGAAUUGAUCCCAUCGAUGUUGGUGACGGCCAUCGUCACAGACAUCCGAAUUUUGCCGCCGUCCGCAGCUCCAGCCGUUUUGAAAGCGAAAGCUCUCGAUUUAGAAUAA
Messenger RNA from Caenorhabditis auriculariae, 4311 nucleotides. The record is from the annotation of a GenBank genome assembly. Lineage: Eukaryota; Metazoa; Nematoda; Chromadorea; Rhabditida; Rhabditidae.